AGGAGGAGGAGGAGCAGCAGGAGCAGGAGGAAGAUCCUCAGGUGGAGGGAAGAGAGGAGGAAAAGACUGGUGGAGCCGAAUGCAGAAGGGAGACGUCCCCUGGGACGAGAAGGACUUCAGGUAUCUGGCCAUCGCGGCGGCCGGAGUCAGUUCAGCCGUGUUGUUCUUCUACUUCAGAGACAACGGCAGAGAGAUCAGCUGGAAGGACUUCGUCCACCGAUACGUGAGCAGAGGAAUGGUGGAGCGGUUAGAGGUCGUCAACAAACAGUACGUGAGAGUCAUCCUGCUGCCGGGAGCCGACGCUGACGCGGUGAGAAAAACAAAUUCAAACCUGAGAUUUCUACCAAAAUGUUUAUGAAGCCAAAAAGUGUAACGACAGUUAUAUAUUUGUUUUAAUCUUCUGCCGAACAUUCUGUAAGUAAUGUUGAAAUGGGACCAACCGUCCUCCUGUAGAUGCUUUUGUUUAUUAAUUACCAUAUUCUCCCAAAAAUGAAAUCUACGGAAGCCCUGAGGGCCAAGUGAGAAAAAACAAUCUGUUAAUCCAUUAAAUCUGAAAUAACAUUUGUUUUUACAAUUAACCCUUAAAAUGAUGAAGUAAACACUUUGACCUCUUUACUAAAGAUUUCAUUAAACGUGUUGAUAAUGAGAAUAAAUAUGAAUUUAAAUGAUUCUCUCUAAACUCAAACAGUCACUCAGCUUCUUCACAAGACAUGUAGUCAGUGAUCUACAGAUGUACAGAGUGUUUAUGACUUAAGAACAGCUGAGAAAUAUAAGAUCAUUAACAAUUUUUCAACUGGCACAUUUUCCCCCAGCAGGAAAUCGGUUCAUUUUUUAAAUUUUCAUCUGAAAACAGGUGAAACAUUUUAUAUAUUUUUCAUCAGGAUCAUUUUUUAUAUUUCAGGCUGAAGUCUGCGUUACCUCAUGUUCUUAAUAUGACUCAUUCAUGUUUUCUCCGGGUUACUUUUUAUUCCUCCAUGUUCUCUAAACACAACGAAUGUUUGUUGUGUGUCAGAAGGUUUAGUAGAUUCAAACUGACCUGGAGGGUAACAUGGAGGUAGAGGUGCACUACUGCAUCAGUGUUACUACAACACACACUGAGUAUGAUCUUAGUUA
Molecule: messenger RNA, 1113 nt
Organism: Anarrhichthys ocellatus (wolf-eel)
Lineage: Eukaryota; Metazoa; Chordata; Actinopteri; Perciformes; Anarhichadidae
Product: AFG3-like protein 1
Exons: 3
Coding region: 80-358 (92 amino acids)
Source: RefSeq, a predicted model, not a curated record